Spirometra erinaceieuropaei is the source of this 998-nucleotide messenger RNA. The record is from the annotation of a GenBank genome assembly. Lineage: Eukaryota; Metazoa; Platyhelminthes; Cestoda; Diphyllobothriidea; Diphyllobothriidae.
AUGGACAAUAUAUUGGGCGUCAACGAACAGUACCGUAGUCUACCGAGGAGGAGGACAGUGAAGACAGGCGCUGCGACCGACGAAGCCAACCGCAUCUCUGCCGCCAACGCGAAACGUGAAGCCCGCAAAUCACAACUUCGCCCAGUAAGCAUCGCCCCCGCACAACCGCUUCCAACGUGUCCUCGAUGUCGACGGACAUUCCGGGCUCGAAUCGGACCUGUUGGACAUCUUCGGAUUAACUGCGCCUCUCGAACGUCACCAACCAUCGUACCCCGCCUGCCUCUUCCUCCUCCUCCUCUCCGCCGCCAACUAACCCUGACAAUUCUUCUGACCCACCACUUCCAUCAUCAUCCUCCUCCUCCUCCUCCUCCUCGCCCACUGCUCCAACGGCGGCCGCUCAGGCGACUGUCCCACGCACAGCAACCGACACUACCACCACCUCCCCCGACUCCAGGGAUGAGGAUCAGGACUACACCUGCCCUCACUGCGACCGUACCUUCACCUCACACAUCGGCCUGGUCGGUCACUUGCGAAUCCAUCGCACAGAGCCUGGCGAACCAGUGCGUGAAGCACCAACCCACACCCACCACACUCGCCUCCACUGCCCACACUGUCCUCGCACCUUCAGGCAUCGCAAGAGCCUUUUCGGCCACAUGCGCAUCCACGAGAGCGGAAUCGACCACAAUUCCGACAUACCAACCACGCCCAUCAUGUCCAGCACCACCCUCGCACCGUCCAUCUGCGCCACCACCAACGCCUCCUCUGUAGCUGACACUGACACCGCCAACUUCUCAUGCCCACACUGUCCACGCACAUUCGCCUCACGCAUCGGCCUGAUCGGUCACUUGCGAAUCCAUCGCACAGAGGCUGGCGAACCAGUGCCUGGAGCACCCACCUAUACCCACCAAGCUCGUCUCAACUGCCCACACUGUCCUCGCACUUUCAGGCAUCGCAUGAACCUAUUCGGCCACAUGCGCAUCCACGACGACCUGCGGUAG